Molecule: messenger RNA, 6077 nt
Organism: Entelurus aequoreus (snake pipefish)
Lineage: Eukaryota; Metazoa; Chordata; Actinopteri; Syngnathiformes; Syngnathidae
Gene: stxbp5l
Product: syntaxin binding protein 5L
Exons: 30
Coding region: 75-3887 (1270 amino acids)
Biological process (GO): regulation of exocytosis; regulation of protein secretion
Cellular component (GO): cytoplasm; plasma membrane; SNARE complex
Molecular function (GO): GTPase activator activity; myosin II binding; syntaxin binding
Source: RefSeq, a predicted model, not a curated record
GUCCGGGGAAGGAGAGAGACAAAAAACCCCGCCACGGUUCGUAUUUGCGUGGUCGCGCGAAGAGGAGGACGGACAUGAAGAAGUUUCGGAAGGUUCUGGACGGCUUGACCACGUCGUCCCCCGGCGGCGGCACCGUGGGGUCUCCGUCGUGCGGCAGCGCGGCCGGGACGCCCACCGCGGCGGCGGCGAACACCCCCAAGGAGGUCGACGUGCAGGAGACGCUGGUGUCGGAAAACUUUCAGCUGUGUAAGACGGUGCGCCAUGGUUUCCCCUACCAGCCCACGGCUUUGGCCUUCGACCCCGUGCAGAAGAUCCUGGCCAUCGGCUCCAGAUCGGGCGGCGUUCGGAUACUGGGACGACCCGGUGUGGACUGCUUCUGUCAGCAUGAGAGCGGCGCUGCUGUUCUUCAACUUCAGUUCCUGAUCAACGAGGGGGCGCUAGUCACAGCCUGCGCUGAUGAUACCUUACACUUAUGGAAUCUUCGUCAGAGGCGACCGGCUAUCCUGCAUUCACUCAAGUUCAACAGAGAGAGGAUCACAUUUUGCCACCUUCCCUUUCAGAGUAAAUGGCUUUAUGUGGGCACGGAGCGCGGGAACACGCACAUCGUCAACAUCGAGUCCUUCGUCCUGUCUGGCUAUGUCAUCAUGUGGAACAAGGCCAUCGAACUAUCGACUAAAACUCAUCCGGGACCCGUCGUCCAUUUGAGUGACAGCCCGAAGGAUGAAGGCAAGCUUCUGGUGGGUUUCGAGAGCGGCACAAUAGUACAGUGGGACCUGAGGGCCAAAAAGACUGAUUUCAGAAUCUAUUAUGACGAGGCGAUCCACUCUGCCAGCUGGCACCACGAAGGCAAGCAGUUCAUGUGCAGCCACUCGGACGGCAGCCUGACCGUGUGGAACCUCAGGAACACCUCCAAGCCCGUGCAGGUCACCUUUCCACAUGGUAAAAUCCAGAAAGAUGGCAAGAAGGAAUCAUGUAAACCCAUACUCAAAGUGGAUUACAAGACCUCGAGGAACAGUGAGCCUUUCGUCAUCUUCUCCGGAGGUCUUUCGUACGACAAGGCGGGGCGGCGGCCUACGUUGACCAUCAUGCACGGCAAGGCCAUUACCGUUUUGGAGAUGGAUUUUCCCAUAGUCGAGUUCAUUACCCUCUGCGAUACUCCUUAUAAUAACGAGGUCCAGGAUCCUUUUGCAGUGGUGGUGCUGCUAGAAAAAGAUUUGAUCGUGGUGGAUCUGACGCAGAGCAACUUCCCGGUCUUCGAGAACCCAUACCCUAUGGACGUCCACGAGUCUCCCGUUACCUGCACCGCUUAUUUUGCAGACUGCCCUCCGGACAUCAUCCCUGUCCUCUACUCCAUUGGAGCUAAACACAAGAAGACUGGCUACAGUCAAAAGGAGUGGCCGGUUAGCGGGGGAAUGUGGACGUUAGGCUCGCACACCUACCCGGAGAUCAUCAUCACUGGACAUGCAGACGGGUCGAUCAAGUUUUGGGAUGCCUCUGCAAUCACGCUGCAGAUGUUGUACAAGUUGAAGACCUCCAAGGUGUUUGAAAAGCCCAAGCAGAGCGAGGGUCGUGCAUCCGAACUGGUGGAUGAAGACCCCUUCGCGGUCCAGACGGUCAGCUGGUGUCCCCAGAGUCGCAUCUUUUGUGUGGUCGGGAUCUCGGCCCACAUCAUCCUGUAUCGCUUCAGCAAAUACGACGCCAACACUCAAAUUGUGGCCCUGGAGGUGCGACUGCAAUGCGAGUCGGAGGAUGUCAUUUCUCCAUCGGAGAAUGAAAACAACCCCUGCUUCUCAGAGCCCCGGUCAGGCUCCCACUCCCCCCAGCCCCACCAACAACACCCGGCAAGCCCCGGCGGCGGCACACCAGAGGGUGUCAAGGACAGCGCCCUCUGCCUUAAGGUGAAGGAUCGGGUGGUGCGGGUACCUCCUGGCUACCAGGCCGAGCUGGUCAUCCAGCUGCCUUGGCUGGAUGGAGAACCUCCACAGCAGAUCUCAAGCCUCGACAUCAACUCUGCCUAUGGCCUUCUGGCAUUGGGGAACUGUAAUGGUCUUGCGGUGGUGGACUACUUGCAGAAAAGCCUCCUGUUGUGCAUGUCCACUCUGGACUUGUAUGGAGCCGCCGAUCCCUACCAGCGCCUUACCCGCUCCCCCCGCAGGAACCGGCAGUCCACCUCAGACGUUUGCAUGCGUGGCCUGUCUAACUUUUAUUCCGAUUCAAAGAAAAGGAUCCGUACAUCCUACCAGAGCCUUACUGAACUCUCUGACAACCAGCAGUCUGUUGACAUGGAGAGGAGCAAGUCGCCCACCUCAGUUCAUUACCCAAGCUCCCUUCACAAUGACCCCCGCGUCCUACCAGAGCCCGUGGCCAGUCUGAGAGCCAGCCACUGCAGCCCGGUCUUUUACUUAUUGGACAAUGUCAAGGGGCCCGGCAGAAAGUUAAGUCUGCCAACAGAUCUUAAGACUGAUCUUGAUCAUGUCAAUGGACAUUGCACUAGCCCCACCUCCCAGCCCUGCUCGGCGGGGAAGCCUCGCAUCCCGACGGGUCCCGAGGGGCCACGGCUUGCCCGCAGAGGCCCUGGCCGGCCGCCGUUCCGCAAGGCCCAGUCCGCCGCUUGCAUGGAGAUCUCUUUGCCUGUGUCCCACACUGAAGGUUAUGCAUCCAGGAGGGCAAUGCUCCAGCAGUUACACGGCGUCGCAAUGUACUCUCACGACGAGCACCACACCACCUGCUGGAGCGAGCGAGAGAGUCGGGAGAACUCCUUCAGCCGCUCCCGCAGCUCCAGCGUCUCCAGCAUCGACCGGGACACCAAGGAGGCCAUCACCACGCUGCAGUUCGGGGAGUCGUACGGGCGGAAGGGCGACGCCCUGCCCACACCGUGCCUGUGGGUGGGCACCAGCCUGGGUGUGAUCCUGCUCGUCCCCGUGUCCAUCCCCACCGACCAGGAUGAGAGGAUGGAGGAGCCUGUCACCAUCGGUCCUUGUGGAACAGUUCUGAUGCUUAAAGGCUCCGUGCUGCGCUUUGGCUUCUUGGACUGCGUGGGCGCGCUCAUCCAAAGCCCCUACGAGGUCUGGCGUGACCCCAACGCCCCGGAAGACCCCGACCGACCCCGAAAGCGCAAGCUGGUGCACCACUCGCCCUCGUCCUCCCAGGACGCCUGCGGAGAAGGACAUCUGGCCGUGGUGUGCUCCGAGAGGCAGGCCAAAGUGUUCCUGAUGCCCUCGCAGUCCUGCCUCUUCGUCCACAACAUCACGGAGUCGUCCUUCGUCCUGCGGGCCGACGUGGUGUCGGUGUGCAACAGCGUGUGCCUCGCCUGCUUCUGUGCCAACGGACAUGUCAUGACGCUCAGUCUUCCCAGUCUGAGGCCGUUGAUGGAUGUCAGCUACCUGCCUAUGACAGAUAUGCGCAUCGCAAGAACCUUCUGCUUCACCAACGGAGGACAGGCGCUUUAUCUCAGCUCGCCGACCGAGAUCCAGAGAAUUACAUACAGCCAGGAGAUGUAUGACAAUCUUCAGGAAAUGCUGGGAGAAUUGUUUACACCCAUAGAAACACCAGAGGCCCAGAACAGAGGCUUCCUGAAGGGCUUCUUCGGAGGAACCGCUCACACCUUCGACAGAGAGGAGCUAUUCGGCGAGGCAGCGGCCGGCAAGGGCUCCAGGAGUCUGGCCCAGCACAUCCCUGGUCAGGCAGGGGUGGAGGGCAUGAAGGUGGCGGCCAGCGGGGCCGUGGGCGAGCUGGCCCGAGCCCGCGUGGCUCUGGACGAGAGAGGACAGAGACUGGGUGAGCUGGAGGAAAGAACGGCGCUGAUGAUGACCAGUGCAGAGUCCUUCUCCAAGCAUGCUCAUGAGCUCAUGUUGAAGUGCAAGGACAAGAAAUGGUACCAGUUGUAAUCGAACGAGCGAGGUCAAGCGAUGGAUUUCUGAGGGCUUCUUGCCAAGGACAGGAAUUUUGACUCCACAGACGAGAAAGAAAGACGGAAGAAAGACUUUCUCUUUGCGGCUUUUUACGCCGAGUCAUCGUCACACACGGUGGGAGGUCAGGAUAGUCCCUAAUGGUUAGUCCCUCGUUAGGAACCACAGCGGGAGCAUCUGGAGGACCGCCUGUCAGCGUGUGUGUGUGUGUGCGUGUGCGUGUGCGUGUGUGUGUGUGUGUGUUGGUCCUCUGGACCUCACUGUGUAGAUACUCAACAAUUAAGCAAACAAGACGUGCAUGAAACUAAUAAGGAAUGCCUAUCAAAAAUAUCAAACUGCCAUAUUAAAAAGCAGCAUGCUUACUUUAAUGCUACUUUAACAGGAGAGUCAACGAUUAAUUUUUUUAUUUCAUAAUAUAGCCGACUACAGAAGCUAUUAAAAAAAACAUUCUAUUUUUUGAAAUAUCAACAAAAUCUAUAUAUAAAAACAGAAAUGUAUACCUGCAUCGCUAUUAAGCCAAAACCUGCGUUCCUUUACGUCAACUUUUGAUUUAUUUUAGCAACGGUCAGCGCACUACAAUAAAGGGAAAAAAAAGUGCAACCAAUUAAUCUGAUUUUAAUUAAUUUUAGCUGCUGCGACUUACAAUAACAACAAAUGAUGAGGCCAACUGCAAUCCAAAAAAAAGAAAGAAAAAAAAACACAGGAUGUAUGCAAAGGUUGAGAAAAGUGGACCCAGGAUGUUUAUAAUGACUUAUAUGUUAUUCACGUGCCAUAAAAAAGAGUGCAAUCAAUGUCAAGUAACAAAGAGCUAACAGGUCGUCCCUCCUGAUGGACGUUCAAGGGGCAUUUCUUAUGGUUUUUUUGUAAUAAGUAACAAAAUCAAGUCGCCAGUCGGGUGUUUAGCUUGACUUUGCCAGAUGUGCGAGUUUAGUGUGUGUUCGUGCGUGUGGAAGAAUGUGUGCCACGGGUAGGGAUGGGUACCGAAUUCGGUACUUUUGUAGGCGCCGACUGAAUUCCGUCCACAAAAUAUUCCGAUGUUUUGGUUGCGUCACGUCCGGUUGCGACAAAGCAAGCGUGCCCGGUAGAAAUACGCUCCCACGUAAAGUAAGGCUGCGUUCUUCCAAAAUGCGUUAGCUUGAUGCUAAUUUGCACUGGAUUUGCCAUAGACAUGCUACUAUUAGUUUUAGAGAUUAGGGCUGUGAAUCUUCGGGCACCGCACGAUUCCAUUCCAUUCUUGGGGGUAACGAUUCGAUUCAGAAUCGGUUCAAAACGAUUCUCGAUUCAAAAUCAAUACUUUUUGAAUACCAUUGGAUGCCAGUUCUAUGAUUGACUACAUUACUCCAUAGAAUACAUAAACAGCUCUGAUCAAUUAAAAGAAAACUGGUUUUAAAAGUGUUAAAAGUAAAUCAUACAUUAAUAUUAUGCUUUGAACGCUUCCAUUUCCAGAUCAACUUAGAUGUAUCUGUUGAUAUUAAGUUCUUAUUUUCCCCCAAAAAAAUUCAAAAGUCAAAUAUUUGUUGUGAAGUGAGUGGAGCCCCAAAUACGUCAAUAAUUCAUAACAUUCAUUUUAAUUCAUAAUUAAUUUUUGAACAUUGAGCGUGUUUAUUAAAAUUCCACCAUAUAGGUCCCUUGGACCCUCAAAAGUCCCGCUCAUAAAAGUGUUAAAAGUAAGUCAUAUAUGAAUAUAAAUAUAUAAAAAAUUAUAGAUUAACUUCAGAUUUAUGUGCUGAUAUUAGUUUAUUUUUUUUAAUUUUUUUAUGUUUUACACCGUUUUUUCCUCAAAGAAACACCCUUGUUUCUAUGUCAAAAACACAAAAUAUGCUAAAUUUUCUCCCCAAAAAUUAAAAAGUGAAAUAUUUCAUGUAAAGUGAUCAGAGCCUUAAAUAUGUCAAUAAUUCAUAACAACAUUAUUUUAUUUGGAAUAAUUUGUUUUUGAACUUUGUGCGUGAUUAUUACAAUUCCACCAUAUAGGUCCCUUGGACCCUCAAAGGUCCCGCUCAUAAAAGUGUUAAAAGUAAGUCAUAUAUUAAUAUAAAUAUAUUAAAAAUUAUAGAUUAACUUCAGAUUUAUGUGCUGAUAUUAGUUUUUUUUUAUUAUUAUUAUUUUUUUAAUGUUUUACACCGUUUUUUCCUCAAAGAAACACCCUUGUUUCUAUGGCAAAAACACAAA